UGUCAAUCAUGUCCAUUAUGAACGUCUUGUUAAUGCAGCAAAGCAGCUGAAGGGACGAGAAUAGCUUGAGAAGACACCGCAGGUUGGCUGCGCUGGCAGCCAGGAGAGGAGAGGGCAAGAUGCCUUCUCCAUCUUUCACCCUCGAUGCUCAGCUGAGAUUUCAUGACAAAUGGCUGAAGAUAGACCUGCAGCGGGCGUUCUCUCCAGAGGGUCUGAGUGAGAUGUGGAAUGAAAUGGUGAAAGACGAGGAGAUAACGUUCAGCGGAGAAGAGUCCGCUCACACAGAGGAUUGCACCGACUGCUUUGGAACUCAGAAAAAAGAUGAACCCAACGACAAAGAGAAGAAAGAGGAGGAGGAGACGUCCACCUCCGUGCAUCACUCCAUCAUCGAGACCUGGGACUGGGGCCGGCAGCCAAAUGAGACAGAGCUGUAAGGACUGUCUGCUGUUGGCUGGUGGACGAUCAGCAGAAGCUCUGGGCUCAGAUGGCAGAGCCACUCUGUCUGCUCAGCGGCCUCCGGCAGCGACUCGUCAUCCGUGGACGAUACCGCAUCUCUCUGAGGCCACAGCAUGAUGGAGGAGAAGUACAAGGUCCGCUGGAAGGGCCGCCCAGCCCCCCCCUGGCCCGCCGCCGAACAUUAAAGCACUCGUCCUGCCAGUAAAGGAGUUGAAGGUUUGGCCAGAGUUGGCUCCAGAGCCGCUCUCUCCUUCGCCUUCGCUUUCCUGCGCCGCGCCUGGAGGUCAGGGGACGACGCAGACCUCUGCAGUGAGCUGCUGCAGGAGUCUCUGGAUGCCCUGCGAGCGCUGCCUGAAGCCACGCUGUUCGACGAGGGGACCGUAUCAUCCGUGUGGCUGGAAGUCGUCGAGAGGGCCACCAAAUUCCUCAGUGACGUACAUGGGAGUGCCAGCACCAAAGGCAACAUUCCUCUGCAGGAUCAGCACCUGGCGCUGGCCAUCCUGCUGGAGCUGGCUGUGCAGAGGGGCACCCUGAGUCAGCUGCUUUCUGCUGUUCUGCUGCUGCUGCGCCUGUGGGAAAGCGGCACCAGAGAGAUGGAUAACGAGCGCUCCACCCAGGGAACCAGCGCCCCCCUGCUGCCCCUCCUGCAGCGCCUUCACAACAUCCACAGCAGCAAGGAGGAGCCCGUCGCUGAAGAGGAAGCUGAGAUCCUCACAGUGCAGAUGAGUCCUAACGAGAGCUUCCUGCGCUACCUGACGCUGCCUCAGGACAACGACCUGGCCAUCGACCUGCGGCAGACGGCCGUGGUGAUCAUGGCUCACCUGGACCGCCUGGCUUCUCCCUGCUGCCCCCCCCACUGCAACUCCCCCACAUCACACAAGGGAACUCUGCAGGAGGUGAUCGCCUGGGGCCUUCUGGGCUGGAAGCUUUACGCUAACGUUAACGGGCCGAUCCAGUGCAAAGCCCUGUCCAGCGUCGGGGUGGCUCAGAUCGUGUGCUCGGAGAAGGGCUUCCUCAUCCUGUCCAGCAGCGGUGCCGUUUACACCCAAAACUACAAGAGCACAACCCUGGCUCCGAUGCUGAUCCACGGUCUGAGCUCCAGGAAGAUUGUGAAGCUGGCGGCUCAUCCUGACGGGCAGCACUACCUCGCCCUGUCCUCCAACGGGGAGGUGUUCUCCUGGGGCUGCGGGGACGGAGGCCGUCUGGGACACGGAGACACAACGUAUCUAGAGGAGCCGACCAUGAUUGCAGCCUUCAAUGGGAAGCAGGCAGGGAAGCAUGUGGUGCACAUAGCGUGUGGCAGCACUUACAGCGCGGUGAUCACUGCUGAUGGAGAGCUGUACACCUGGGGCAGAGGGAACUACGGCCGGCUGGGCCACGGCUCCAGUGAGGACCAGAACACCCCGAUGCUGGUGACGGCGCUGAAGGGGCUGAAGGUGAUGGACGUGGCCUGUGGGAGCGGGGAUGCACAAACACUCGCUGUGACAGAAAACGGUCAGGUCUGGUCCUGGGGGGACGGGGACUACGGUAAACUGGGCCGGGGGGGCAGUGACGGCUGUAAGACCCCCAAGCUGGUGGAGAAGCUGCAGGACCUGGACAUCGUGAAGGUGUGCUGCGGCAGCCAGUUCUCCGUGGCCCUCACCAAAGACGGACAGGUGUACACCUGGGGGAAGGGGGACAACCAGCGGCUCGGACACGGCACCGACGAGCACGUUCGAUACCCCAAGUUCCUCGACAGCCUGCAGGGUAAGAAGGUGGUGGAUAAGGACCUGGUGUCUGCCCUGCAGCAGAGGGUGGGGCUGCUAGCGCGGGAGAGCUCUCGGGACGAGGAGCUGCUGAGGCAGGUUGGCUCGGAACUGAUGUGCCUGCAGAGCUCCGAGGGUAAGCUGGAGGGCCUGGUGGAGGAGCUGCAUGCUGAGGCCCAACACAGAGUUGCAGAAGCAGUGAGCUUCCAGGCGGAGCUCCACGCAGAGGCCCAGCGCAGAGCCGAGCAGACAGAGAGCCCGCAGGCAGAGCUGCGCAGGUAG
Notothenia coriiceps (black rockcod) is the source of this 2483-nucleotide messenger RNA. Its product is annotated as E3 ubiquitin-protein ligase HERC2-like. The coding region runs from base 1050 to 2483 and encodes 477 amino acids. The record is from RefSeq and is a predicted model, not a curated record. The transcript has 18 exons. Lineage: Eukaryota; Metazoa; Chordata; Actinopteri; Perciformes; Nototheniidae.